Emiliania huxleyi CCMP1516 is the source of this 498-nucleotide messenger RNA. RefSeq lists its product as hypothetical. NCBI's taxonomy places the organism in Eukaryota, Haptophyta, Isochrysidales, Noelaerhabdaceae. The annotation marks the transcript as partial. The transcript is spliced from 2 exons. The record is from RefSeq and is a predicted model, not a curated record.
AUGGCCGACGGUGUGCGGUUGACCGCUCCGACGAUCCUGCUGACCGAACCGUCCGCGCCCCGGACGUCGUCGUCGGCCCACCUGCCGCGAGGCGCCCUCCUCGCCGUUGGCUCCUCUGGCGGUCGCCGGCUGGUGUGCGCGCUCGGAGAUGGGCUGCAGCAUCUGCCGCCGGCCCUCGGCGCCGAGCUGCCCGAGCUGCUGCUUCCCAAGCCGGCGCUGUGCGGCCGUCCGCUCGACCUGUCGGUCGGAGCCCACCGCCUCGUCGGCCACCCGCUCAUGCUGCGUGUCGGGAAGCCGGCCGCCUCAGCAGACGUCGGCGGCGAGGGCGGCUCCGCGGCCGCCAACGGCGGUGGCGGCGGCGAAGAGGGCGGCAGCGGCGGCGGCGGCAGGGCCGACGGCGUCGGCGGCGGGGCCAGCACCGAGAUUCGCGCGCUGAGCGUCGCCUUUGCGCCGUACGACCGCCGGCUUCAGUACCGGCGGACGGUGGCGGCGUGCGCG